This is a messenger RNA of Sesamum indicum (sesame), 1975 nucleotides long. It is a transcript of the gene SCPL21, whose product is annotated as serine carboxypeptidase-like 21. Lineage: Eukaryota; Viridiplantae; Streptophyta; Magnoliopsida; Lamiales; Pedaliaceae. Gene Ontology annotation, biological process: secondary metabolic process; proteolysis. Gene Ontology annotation, molecular function: acyltransferase activity, transferring groups other than amino-acyl groups; serine-type carboxypeptidase activity. The record is from RefSeq and is a predicted model, not a curated record.
GUCCUCCAUACACUCUUGCCUUGUAAGCAAGCUAAACUCCAAUAUAUUAUUACUUCUAUAUAUUGAACCCCACUCUCCAAUCUGAUUUGAGGCAAAGGGAAUUCCGGAGAAGAUUUAAUUAUUUAAUUAAACCCUCUCCUGUUUUCCACAUUCAACAUGAAAUUCAACAACACCCACUUGAGCUACUGCUACUUCACACUCAUCUUAAUCCAAAUUGUAGUCAGCUUCAAGCCAGUUUCAUCAGCGCCUCAAGGUGCUUUUAUUACAAGCCUUCCUGGAUUUAGUGGCAAUUUGCCUUCCAAACACUAUGCUGGGUAUGUGACUGUAGAUGAAUCUCAUGGGAAGAAAUUGUAUUACUACUUUGUUGAGUCUGAAGGGAAUCCUUCUAAAGACCCUGUUGUUCUUUGGCUCAAUGGUGGUCCGGGCUGCUCUAGCUUCGAUGGCUUCGUUUAUGAGCAUGGUCCCUUCAAUUUUGAGGCAGGAAAACCACAUGAUAGCCUUCCCACCCUGCAUCUCAAUCCAUACAGCUGGUCCAAGGUCUCAAGCAUUAUAUAUUUGGACUCCCCAUCCGGUGUUGGAAUGUCUUACUCAGGGAAUGUGUCUGACUACGAGACCGGAGACUUAAAGACAGCUGCUGACUCCCACACAUUUCUCCUCAAGUGGUUUGAGCUCUACCCAGAAUUCCUAUCCAAUCCAUUUUAUAUAUCUGGAGAAUCGUAUGCUGGAGUAUAUGUGCCGACUUUGGCUUAUGAAGUAGCUCAAGGAAUUAGUGCUGGUAUCAAGCCUAUUAUCAACCUUAAGGGGUACAUGGUGGGAAAUGGAGUCACAGAUGAUCAUUAUGACGGAAAUGCUCUUGUACCAUUUGCCCAUGGAAUGGGUCUUAUAUCAGAUGAACUUUAUGAGACAGUUAGUGCUGAAUGCCAGGGUAACUUCUACAAUCCUACAAGUGAGGAUUGUGAAAACAAGCUUGCAAAAGUUGAUGAUUUACUCAAGGACGUAAACAUAUAUGACAUUCUUGAACCAUGCUAUCAUGAAACAUCGAGUAGAAUUCAACUGAACACGAGACUGCCGCUAAGCUUCAGGAGAUUAGGUGAGACUGAAAGACCUUUACCUGUUAGAAAGAGAAUGUUUGGCCGUGCCUGGCCUUUUAGAGCUCCUGUAAGAGAUGGAUAUGUUCCAACCUGGCCGCAAAUUCUGAACAGCGAAGAAGUCCCAUGCACUGAUGAUGAAGUUGCAAAUGCAUGGCUGAACAAUGAAACAGUUCGGAAAGCAAUUCAUGCUGAAAGUGCAAGUGUAGCGGGCAACUGGGAGCUGUGCACAGACAGAAUUUCGUUUUAUCACGACGCUGGGAGCAUGAUCAAAUAUCACAAGAACCUCACAAUGCGGGGGUAUCGAGCCAUUAUAUUCAGUGGGGAUCAUGAUAUGUGUGUUCCUUUUACGGGAAGUCAAGCCUGGACGAGAUCCGUCGGAUAUAAAACCGUAGACGAGUGGAGGCCUUGGUAUGUGAAAGGCCAAGUUGCUGGGUACGUUCAGGGUUAUGAAAACAAUCUCAGCUUUCUCACUGUGAAGGGAUCCGGACACACCGUGCCAGAGUACAAACCAGUCGAGGCAUUGGCAUUCUACUCUCGUUGGCUGGCGGGGCAAAAGAUUUGAAACAAAUUAUUUAUGUUGAUAGGGAAGGGAGCAAAGAUGAUAAUAGUAAAUAACUUAUUCUUCUUGUAAGUUUCUCAUCUUGUUCGCUGAGAAUUGAGGAACAUGAGAGGCAGCAUUUGCCACGAGAAGAUCAUCUUCUACUGCUUACAGAACGCAAGAAAGAAUGCUCUGUAUUUCGAGUUCUUAAUAGUAAUAAGAAUAAAAAUAUCCCCUUUCCUUGAUUCAGUACAAGUAGGGCGGCUGUAAAUGACUCAAAUUGAGUCGAAUGCAUUAUUGUUCAAGUUUGUUUAAAUUAAUAUCAAGCUUGAAAAUUUGUGUUGAA